UCUAUUUACGUGGGGAGGAGGGGGGAAAGUGCUCCAAGAUGGCGGCGGCAACAGCAGCGAGGAGGAGAAGCAGCAGCGGCAGCAGCCGCAGCUAGUGAGCAGGGGGAGGGGCUCCGGCCCGGUCCGAGGGAGGAGGAGGCGGAGCCGGGCAGCGGGUCGUCGCACCGAACAGGUGGGGGAGGGGGUGCCGGAGGAUGGCGGAGCCGCGCCGGGUGCCGUUCGUGAGCCUGUCACCCGUGAGGCGCCGAGAGGGCGCAGAGGCUCCGGGGCCUGAGUCCGGGGCGGGUCGUGAGGCGGCGGAGAAGCCUCUUCAGCCAUUAGGGCGCGAGGCCUUGAAACUGCCAGAGCCGCCGCCUCAGCACCACGACAACAGCGGCCGAGCAGAGGGGCCGCCUCCGGAGCAGACCUCGAAGCCUCCGCUGUUGCUGCUGCCGCCGCCACAGACUCCGAGGCCGGAGACCACAACGACGACGAGGACGCCUCAGGUCCAGGAGCAGCAGGAAAGCCACCAUCAGGAGACGACGACGCCCCCGCCCCCGCCCCACCGUCAGACGGUUCGCCUGGAGUUGGCGCUGAAGGACCCCACCGAGGAGAGCUGCGUGGAGUUCAGCUACCCCGAGCUGCUCUUGUCCGGCGAGCCCCGGAAAAAGUCUCCUGUCCCUGAAGACCCUUUUAAUGAUGAGGAGCGAGAGAGGCAUGAAGUGGAAAUGCUGGCUAAGAAAUUUGAAACAAAAUAUGGUGGGAAGUCCCACAAGCAUAGAAAGGAUCGUCUUCAGGAUCUAAUAGAUAUAGGCUAUGGCUAUGAUGAAACAGAUCCUUUUAUUGAUAAUUCAGAGGCUUAUGAUGAAUUGGUUCCUGCAUCUUUGACUACUAAAUAUGGAGGCUUCUAUAUAAACACUGGAACUCUGCAGUUCCGCCAAGCAUCUGACUCUGAAGAGGAAGAUGUUACAGGAUGCAAAAAACAGAAACCACCUAAAGUAGCUAAACUGAAAGAUGGAGAAGAUUGCAAUAUGAAAAAGCGCAAACGAAAAGAUGAGGAAGCAGAGAAGGAGAAAAAACCUCGGAAAAUGAAAGUGUCUAAGCAGCUGGGGGUAAUGGCUUUGAAUUCACAUAAAUCUGAAAAGAAGAAGAAAAAGCUGUACAAGGAUUCCUUUUCUCUAGCUGCUAUGAUCCGGAAGUUUCAGAAGGAAAAAGAAGCAGUGAAGAAAAAAGAUGAUAACCUUAAUCCCACAGUAUCAGUUGCAACUUCUAUUCCUAAUAAACUCCCUGCUGCCCCCAUCACAGGUGGAAAUGAUAUGUCUGACCUGAACAUCACAGAUCCAGUUCUCUCAAUUUUUGGCAGCACAAAUGAACGUGAACUUCUACAGGAUGCUGAAAGUGCCCUUGAGAUGCUGGGGGACAUUGACUUUGAUCGCUUGCUUGAUGGUACCUCCAACGGUAGCCCAGUCUCAGAACCAUCAGGGGAGAAUGGAAGCGCCAUACAGGUCUCCCACACUUCUGAGGUCCUGGUACUGAAGCCAGUGCCUGCCCUCCCAGAUGGUCUGCCAGCAAAACUAGAAAAGCGCAUUGAAGACCUUAGAGUUGCUGCCAAGCUCUUUGAUGAAGAAGGCAGAAAGAAAUUCUUCACACAGGACAUGAAUAAUAUCUUGCUUGAUAUUGAGUUACAGUUGCAAGAACUGAAUCCUACAAUCCGCAAUGGAGUAUACUCCCACCUUGAGGCUUUUGUGCCAUGCAAUAAGGAUACGCUGAUAAAGCGUUUGAAGAAACUGCACCUCAAUGUACAGGAUGACCGCUUAAAGGAACCAUUGCAAAAACUGAAAUUGGCCAUCAGUUGUGUCAUGCCUGAACAAUUAUUUAAAUACCAGGAAGACUGCCAGGCACACAGUCAAGCCAAGAAUGCCAAAAUGCAAGCAGAAGAUGAAAGGGACAAGAAUGGCUCUGAGGAAGAUGAUGAUGAAAAACCAGGAAAAAGAAUUGCAGGACCAAGAAAGAAGUUCCGCUGGGAUGAGACAGUGAGGGCUUUGCUAUGUAACCUUGUAAAAAUAAAGCUUGGAUGUUAUGAGCUGGAGCCAAAUAAAAGCCAGACUGCAGAAGAUUACCUCAAGACCUUCAUGGAGACAGAGGUGAAGCCACUUUGGCCAAAAGGCUGGAUGCAAGCUAGGAUGCUUUUUAAAGAAAGCCGAAGUGUUCAUAAUCACCUCACAUCUGCUCCAGCAAAGAAAAAGGUGAUUCUGGCACCUAAGCCCAAAGCAAAGGACACUAGUCCAAAGAAGGAACAAAGGAUAUGUGCUCCUUUUACUUCUGCUUGUGUUCCUCCUUCAAGUACAAACACUCCUGUCACAGCUCUGGCCAGUUCUAGCUGUAUCUCAGCUCCAGAAACAAUCUGUUUAGAUGACUCACUGGAUGAAGAUCUCUCCUUCAACCCACCUACUUUGGAUUCUGUUUCUGAUGCUCUGGCUGUUAUUAAUAACGGAGCUAAGAGUUCUCCUGUUAAGUCUUCUGUGGAGACCUCAGCUUCAAGACCCCGGUCUGGGUUGCGAGAAGAGAAGUUAGCAAGUAUAAUGAGCAAGUUGCCUUUGUCAUCCGCAAAAAAGGUAGAGACUGCUCAGACAUCACAUUCAUCAAGCCUUAUAGCUGGGCACACAGGACCAGUACCAAAGAAAUCCCAGGAUUUACUUCAGACUGGUAUAUCUUCAGGCCUUAUUGCUGGAUCUUCAAUUCAAAACCUUAAGGUUUCCUUGGAGCCCUUACCUGCCAAGCUUCUGCAACAAGGAUUACAGAGGUCAAGCCAAAUUCAAGCUGCUUCCUCUUCCCAGACUCAUAUUUCUUCUUCCUGCAAAGCCCAAGCCACUACUUCUGCUUCACAGAGGUCAAAGGAUACAGCCGUACUUGUAACCCCAUCAGAAGCUCAAAGUUGUGGAUCUACAACAUUACAAGUUACAAGGGUUCACCAGCAUUCUUCUGCUCAGCAAAAAUAUGUGUCACCUUUACAGGCAACUAUUAGUAAAUCUCAGACCAACCCUGUGGUAAAACUCAGCAGCAAUCCCAAACUCUCCUGUUCUUCUCCAGUUCCCAAGACUUCAGAUAAACCAGUAGUAUACCGCCUUCCUUUGUCUAAUACCACCUCUGUGAGUAGUUCUCAAAUGAUUCACCCACUUGUGUCUCGGACAACAUCUAGUACCUCUACCUCCAGUAACUAUUUAGCCAAGGCCAUGGUGUCACAAGUUUCAGCCCAGGGUUUCAAGCCCUUUUCCAUGGUUCCCUCACCCAAACCAGCUGUCUCUCCCAAACCCAUGGCACCCAAGCCUUCUUUAACACCCAAGCCUACUGCAUCACCCAAACUGUCCUCAUCAAAGUCCACCUCAGCACCCAAACCUCCUCCUCCUUCUAGUUCUUCCAGUUCAAGUGCACUAGUAUCCCAGAGUAGUCACUCCAGCAGUAACAAUUCCCUUCAUAAACAGCCUAGUGGAGUAAAUGUCAGCAGGCAGUCUCCUACAAUUAAUUUACUGCCCUCUAACCGCACCUCAGGCCUUCAACCAGCAAAGAACCCUCAGGCCACUCCAAAAUUAUCCAACGCUUCUGCCUCUGGAACUGUUAGCAAAAGUAACUUGAGUGGAGUUGGAAUGAAUGUACCUAUCAACAGGGGCAGCCACCCUAAUUCAAGUGGAUCUAAUAGGACUAGUCUCUCUGGGGCAGCAGGAAGUGGAACACAGGGUGCUACUAAACAAUUAUCAAUUCCGCACAGACCAUCUUCUGCCUCAGGGUCUACAGUUAUACCGGCCAGUGUGCAGUCAACAACAGGUACAUCAUUACUGGCAAAUGCUUCACCUUUGACUCUCAUGACAUCACCCCUGUCUGUAACCAGUCAGAAUGUGACAUCGGCUCCAUUGGCUAAUUUUGGGAUGCUGGGUAGCCUUGUUCCUGUGACUGUGCCCUUUCAGUUUCCAUUGGAGCUACUUGGCUUUGGAACAGACACAGCUGGAGUGACAACCACCUCGGGAACUACCUCAGCGGCUUUCCACCACAACUUAGCUCAAAAUUUACUAAAAGGUUUACAGCCAGGAGCUCAACAUGCAGCAGCACUGUCUCACACAACUCUGCCUGCUCAUAUGCAGCAAGCCUAUACAGAUGGAGGCCAAAGUAAAGGGGACACUAAAUUACAGAGGAAAACCCAGUGAUAUCCUGUUAAGCAAGGGAGUUAAAGUGGUUCUGUUUGGCUGAUGGAGACUGACCAGUUGGGAACGUGAUUACACGGAAACAGCUGCUGUUUCUGUCAAUGUUUACAUAUUCUGAUCCCAAGCACUGUGGUGAGGAGGAGAAGAAGAAAAAGAAGAAAAGAAAAAAGAAAACAAUACUUGAUCAAAGAGAGAAGGAAAAGGAGGAAAGUGUUUUUGUUAGACCAAUUCAUAGUUUGCUUGCUUCUAAGGAACUCCCAAAUCCUUUUAUCCAUUCUGAGUGUCUCAGAAAGGGCUAGGCACAUAGGUUCAGUUGUCAAACCUACAGCAGCACAAACCUUCUUUUGGGCUGAUAUUUGAUAGAGGAUAUGUAAAAGAAAACAAUCCAUCCAUAAUACAAGGGGUACCAUAUGUCAGUUUGACAAACUGAAAGUUCCAGAGAAGUCUACAGUAUAUACCAGUUAGGAAUAUUCUGUACAGAUUUGAUAGUGUGAAGUAUAGAGCAGAAGUAGUGGUUUUUGUAGAAACAAGAAUGGAAAUAUAAUUUUCUCUACAAAAAACAAAGGCUGCUUGCCCACCAUUUCUGUUUGAAGAGCCUAAAUGUUACAGAUAUUUUGCUUUGGUAAUAUUCACCAUAGGAAACAUCACUGAGCAUUCAGAAAUUCAAAAGCUCCUAGGGAGGAAGGGUCAAGGAUUUACAUUACUUUGUUCCAGAUGUUCAGUUAUAAAGAACUUAAUUAGCUUCAUCAGAUCAGACUCUUUUCAGUAUCUUCUAAAAGAAGACAUUUUUGCCUUUAGCCUUGCUGUAAUAGCUCAAAGUUGCCUUAUUUUUCCAUAUGUGUGUGUGUGUGUGUAUACACACACACACACCCCCAUCCAUAAAUCUCUAGUACUCAUCCUCUGUGAAGAUAUUCUUGUCUGUGGCUCUUCUUGCAGCUCUGAUCAGUCAGUCAUACACUGUAUUGAUCCCCACCAAAUGAAAAUUGCAUGUAGUUUGCUUUUGUGCAAAAUUUGCUUUUAUCAGUACUGUUUAAAGCUUUCUCCAAAGAGCGGUUAAGGUGCCUUCUGCCUAAGUCUGAAGUUCAUAUCUCCAGCAUUCUUAAAACAUGCAUAGCUGGAAGAUAUAAUGUUUUGAACCAUUGUUACAACUUCUAGACUGAUUUUCAUUUUGAUAGCAAUAUAUUAGGUUUUUGGGAAACAAGUUUAGAAUACUGUAUUGUGUUGCACUCAUAGUUUGUACAAGGAGGAGUAUUUUGGUAAAAUAAUAUUGAGAAAAAAUAUCAUAGCAUAAUGUAUUAUGCUAUUAAAGCUUCUGUGACCUACUCUAGACACUAGAGCCCUAAUUUAAAGUAUUUUUUUCAUUUAAAUCUGAUAUGUCCUCAGGUUUUCAGACUUAAUAUAAAAUUGGGCAGUUUUUCAAAGUUUCUGUGGGGUAUGUACAUACAUGACAGCAUAUAAUAGCUCGAGGUUUCUAUGAAACAUCAGCUGCAACAAUUUGCACUGCUGAAGAAGAAAGUCACAUUUUCAGCAGACAGGCACUUUGUCUAUUAAGCAGUGAGAGUAGCUGCAUACAAGUUUCAUAGAAAUCUGCAGCUUUGUUUCUACCUCAAUUAUGCAUAUAUUCUCGUUGUACAAAGUGAAUAUCACAUUUCUGCUGUUUUCUACUAGAUGCGUUUUUAGUCACUAGGUUUACAGAGGUUUUCUCCUUUUGUUUAGAAAGCCAGAUAGCUUAUCAUACUCAUUUAGACUUCUCAUUCAUUGUUUAUGUAAAAAGAUACAUAUAUUUAAAUAAUAUAUACUAUAAGUACAGUAACUGAAUGUUGGGUUGAGCCCCGUAGUAAAGAAUUUUGCACAGAAUUGUGAAAUAAAAAAUUAAGCUCAAUUAACUCUUGCAUUUUACUUCAGUACAAGCCUUCCUGAGGGUUUGGUACAACAAGCUACGAAGUUAAUUUCAUCAUACUUAGUUAAAAUAUUGUUUUAGCUGAUAUAUUCUCAAAAGCUUUUGCUUCUCCCAAAAUGUUACUUGGUUUAUUUUCCUUUCUUAUCCAGUUUGCUCACUCUGAGAAAAAGGUAAGAACUUCCCCAUUCACACAAUAUGUCUGGUUUCCAUGCAUAACCAAAGAAAAUCUUCUGUUUACUGAGGGUUUUCAUCUGCAGUGUUAAUUGCCCUAUUCUGGCAACCAAGAGGAUCUGCUGCAAAUUAUAUACCAAUACAUCUUUUAAAGUUAUGGCUGUAGUCAAAGGGGUAUGUUUACUGUGACAUAAAAUAAUUAAUGAUGUAGGCAAGGCUUGAAGUAAAGGGAUGUGUGUGCAAACUCUCAUUGGAAAAAGACCCUUUAAAAAAGGUUACUUCUAUUUAAAUAUGGAAUUUGGCUCAUGGAGUCUUGCUUUCUAGAUUAUGAUGUGAAAACUAAUUUUUAAGGAGGAAAUAAUCAUUCCCCCACUUCCGUUUUCUUAUAAACUGGGAGAAAGUAUGAUAAAUCUGGAGAUGCAGCAAGACCAUUUUUGGUAGAGCCAUCACUUUUUCUUCUAGAAUUAAUGUAUUAAAUAACAUAAUAAUAUUGGAAAUAUAAAUAUAGGUUUUCUAUAUUUUUAAAGCAACAUAUUUGUUCUGGUGAUAAGCACACUGUUUCACCUCAUAGAACAUAAUAGCAUAACUAAAGUGCUCGCUGUCCUCCUGUAUACUCAUGUAUAUUCUAGAGGUUGAUUAAAUUGAUUAAUAAAUUGACGAGUCGGACAAGAUGACAAUUCAAGAGGUUUUUUUUAAUCCAAAGCAGAAUAAACUGAACAUACGAGAAAUCAGACCAAUGUUUACAAUUGGCCACCUAGAAAUGUCUGGUGACAUUGUAGAACCAGUGAAGCAGCAAUGAAUGCUAAUUGUUCUCUAAUUACUCAUUAGAAUAAGAAAUUUAGACCAAGAAUGAACAUGAUUUUCAAUACUUUAAAAAAGAUUAUAGACUCAUGAGCUUGUCAAAAUAGAUGAAGAGAUGAAGAUAUACUAGAGACAGUAUUAGCAUUCCAAUGAAUUUUUUAAAUGUGUCUUUAAGCCAUUUUUAUUUUAAAAUGUUUUUGUGGGUAUCCCUCAGCCAACCCUCAGUAUUCAUAAGCAAUAAGAAUCAAUGCUGUCAUUCUGGGCAGCUGAGCUGAUUUGGAGGACUUUGAGAUGAAAGGGCAAGCUAGUUCUGAGCCUCAAAUACAAGCAAUAAUUUUCAAAUAGUGGUUUUACAACUUCUUAUAUUUUAAAUUAUGCCUUCUGUUAUGUGUGUACAUUGCUAUGGAGUCACAGUAGGAUAUGUGGAGAAAGGAUCUAAACCGUGAACUACAUGAUGCAAAACGUCAGAUGUCUUAGCAAAAUGUUGCUCUUCUCUACCUGAAGAUAAUAGUUGAUGGCUUUAAAUCAUUCCAUUUUUCUCAGCCUUUUUAUAGUGUCUUCUCUCCAAGAAGAGUGAUGAGAGUAUCUAGUCAAAAUCCUAGGUGAAGUGCUGUGGGUUUGACACCUGUUUCUAUGAAAUUAGAUGUGGCUUUUACUGUAUCCUAUAGGCUGUGAAUGGAGCAGGCAAUCAACAUAUCCUCCCUUCUGUUCUGAUCUGACUCCUUCAGCUUCCACAUUGCCUCUCAAAUUGAUCCAAAGCAAUUGAAAGUAAACAUUCUGCAACUCCCAAGCUACCAUCAGUCAUACUGAACCAUAACCACCUGCUGGAUUACUUUCUUAGGACUCCUGUUUUAUCAUGUUUGCUGCUACAUUCAUGAAAAUAACUUUUGGCUAUAUUUAUAAGUAAAUUUAAAGCUAGUUUACAGAUUGAUUUUAUAGUUGUUUUCCCACAGGAAGAUAAGAUAUCAUGUUUUUUUGGAGUGCAUUGGCAAAAGAUAUCGUUAUUCAUCUCUUUAUUAAAGUAUUGCAGGAAGAAAGUAAAAUCUGCAGUCAAGCUAAGCUUUGAAAAGUUUUCACUCCAGUUUCUUCCUGUGUUGGAGGUCACUGUAGAGUUGCUUUUUUAUGUUUUCUAAAAGCUAACACAGAGGUAAAUAGAAUAGGUAAAAAAUGGUCAGCCAAUGUUUUAUGCAAUUAUAAUUUUAUGGCAAUGUUUAAAUUGUUUUAGAUAAUUUGAUUCCAAACCUGGAUGGUAUUACCCCUCUAACUUACUUGAUUCAGGCCUUUGUCCUUUGGUUAAGUGCCUUUUCUUUUUGUUCCCUUGUUUCCCCACAGAAUAUACUCAGAGGUCCUAAAGUGCUAGGAGAUAUUUGAAAGAACCUUGAACUUGCCAAUAUGACUUUAUGCUGUUAAAAUGACUUUCCCCUCUGUAAUUAGUGUUGAAUAUGUGUAAUGUUAUAGCUGCUGUACGUUCAUUUUUCAUUGUUUGCUUUCAAGUUCAGCAGUAUUCUCAAGAGCCCUGAUGUUCCAUAUGUUUCCUAUAGCAUUUAUGUUUACUUGUGAAGGUGAGCUUUGACAUGGGGUAUAGUAACUUGGUGUUUCAGAGCAACUCUAAGGAAGUGUUUAGCAAGAAACCAACAGAGCCAUUUCCACUGGAAUUUCAGGGUGUAAAUUUAUAAAAUGGUGCUAGUGGAUAUUGGCAUAUUCCUUAUAAAAGAUAAUGUAAUGUGGAAUAAAAUUUCCCAAGAUUAGAGAAAAUUUGUAUGAAAAUCGGCAGAAUUAACAUCAGACGAGCAAAUUACCAAAUGAUAGUUUGCAUUCGAAAAACAACUUUUUGUAUAUCGCUAUCUCUGCCUAGAAUACCUACUUUAGAUCACUAAGUAGCUCUCUGAUGACAGUAACCUUAACAAUGACUAAAUCUUUUAAACAAAUGAAAGUUUUAAUUGUUCAUUCACCAAACGCAGUGAGUUCUUCCUUCCAUUGCUCAGAUACACAUGGUAAAAUUUGUAUCGGCAUUAGUCACUGAAAAAUCUUGUUAUACUUUGGCAAAGUUGUUGAACUAAAAAUUAGCAAAACAGUUUCAUACUAAAAAAGAGAAAUCAUUUAAUUUCAAGAUUUUUACACACCUACUACUGUAAAUUAAUGAACUGUGAGAUAAAGUACCCAGCCUCCAAGCAGAAUAAGUAACCCAGUCAUUUUAAAGAUGUUAAAUACUUGUGUUACACUCAUAUGGAUUCUUUCUAAUGGUAUAGGCUAUUUAAAAGGUUUCUAUUCUAUUUUGAAAACAAAGCUAGGUUACAUUCUGCUUGAAAUCAACUCUGAACAGAUGGCUAGGCCCACUGAAUACUGCUGUAUCUUAAACAACCAUCUGUUCAGGAAAAUAUGGCCCAACAUACCUGGGAGAGAUGUGUAUGAAGCCAGUUAACAUUUUAUUAAUUCCAAUACAAAUAAGCAAGGGAACUGCUUUAUUUCCAUCCAAGAUUGUUUGUCCCUCAUUAAGUAUAACUGCAUUUAUAUUAGUAGAGAAGAAAUUACUUGUCUUGCAGUGUUUAGUUGAAAACCAUAAGCAUGACUUAACACUGAAGUGUAUUAAUGUCAAAGAACAAGCAUUCCUUUUGCUUUAAACACAGCUUCAUCCAUUGAAAGAGAUUAGCAAAUGCCCCAUUUCCUGUGGGUAGAAGAGACAGGAAAACAUUGUGAAAUGGAAUCAGUAGAAUAGUUCAUAAUACUAUUGCCUAUCUUGUGUAUCUACUUCUCGGGACACUGUUGCUCCAUUUUUUUCCUUUGUAGCUCCUAUAAAUAUUUGGUAAUUGAGGAAAGUUACGGUUGUGGAAACUUAGCAAAUGAACCAGCUGGAACAACCUGUUUUAGAAAAUCCAAAAUCUGUGGCUUUUAUCCAGAUUAGAGCAUGCAGUGGGAUUGGCAGAAACAAACUUUCAUGUUCUAUCCACCCAUGAGAGCCCCCACAGAAACAGAUAAAAUGACUGUGUUGAAUGUGGUAGGCUGUGGCAUGAAAAGUUUCAGAGACAAACCUAAAGGAGGAGGGGUCUUUUAUGAGCAGAAGUUUGUUUCCACCAGUUCUGAAGCAGACGCCAAAAUAAGGAUCCAACCAUAUGUUUAAACAAAGUUCAGAGGUUUUGUGGACUAUUUUUACAUCUUUCAGAUUUCAGCAGCCACACACACUAAGUUCUCCCAUAUUUAAAAUAUUUUCAUGCAAAAAAUUACCACCUGUGCAACCCUGAUGAUUGUGCCCGGAACAAUUAAAAAUUUAAAGACUGCUCUUUGAUCUCGAAUAAGCAUUUUAAGCCAACUUCAGGCUUAAAAAGGCCUCCAUAUCUUUUAAAUGGCUAAUCUGGAGUGCCUGUACCCUGUUGUUUUGCACACCUUUGCUAAGACUGUUGUUUCCCCUGGCUGAAUUAUGUUCUUUUGCUGUAGCAGCAAAUCAGAGCUUUCUAGGUUCAUCUUACAACAGAUUUGACAUAAUGAAAGCACUCUUUGUAGAACAGAGAAUGUCUUUGUUCCAUGUAAAAUAGCACCUCAGACACUUUCCAUUGUCAUUUUACUCUGUUAAUCAGUUGCUACUGACACAGUAUACAAAGUGUUGUUGUAUUUGGUCACUUUACUCAGUACCAAGACUUUUGUUUUGUGUGCUGAUGUUUAACAGGAAAAAAAAUAAGUGGAUGUGUUCUUUCCCAACAUAAAAAUCAGCUGGGUGAAAUUAGGAAAUGUAUAAAUGGUGUGGUAUGGGGACUAGCAUGCAAAGCUCAUAAGCAACUAGUGUUCAGCAUUAGGGGGAGUUGUAUUCUCAUUGCUUUCCUUCUCUGUAAUGCCUUAGUUUAAUUUUGUAGCAAAAUAAACUAUGCAUAUAGCCAGACUUCACAUUCAGUACAAUGUAUAUUUUCCCUUGCUAAUAUAACAUCUACCCAAAGAAACAUGUUAUCACUUUUGAAGUGUGUACACUAUAGAAAUAUUUUUGUAACAUGGAAAUCAAACUCUAGAUAAAACUACAUUAAAAGCAGAAACAUGUUAACUAGUUCCACGUUAUUAUCCUGAAAGACUUUAUGGCUCUAAGAAGGAUUCUUAAAAUCUGAAGGUGUUAUGCCUUGGUUCUCAUAAUCAAUUAAAUAUUGGGCUAUUACCAUCACCUGAUUUAAAUUACUAAAUCUGAAAGAGAAUGCAUACCUUUACUUAUGCAAGGAUAAGACACAUUGAUUUCUCUCCAAGUAGAACCUUCUUUAAAUGUAAGCCAAGUUGGUAUCAACACAUCUUUCUAUCUCAUCUUGCACUUUGGUGUUGGACCUUUUGUGAAUUGGAAAAUCUAGAAGACUGAUAUGACAACUGUAUUUUUUGCAUAUGUUCUCUGUGUCGGGGAUAGAAGUAUAAAUUGUUUUAAAGUACUUGGACUUCUAAGUAGCAAAGAAAUAAUUACAUUUAUCUUGACAUAAGCUUAAUCUUCACCUCCUCAAACUGCUGUGCAGUAAGUAUUGUUAGCGUUAUCAAUAUCUCUUCUUUUUAACCACAUUUGGUACUUGAUACAUGCCAUGAUUAAAAUAUUAAAUGUUAAUAUUUUAUAAUAUAGAGAAUAGACGCUUGCUAUAGUUGGGCAAUUGUGUGGUUAGAGUGAGGAGUAUUGAAGUUUUUUUAAAAAAAAUUCAGAACACAAUAAGAUAUUUGUCCUAAGGAAUUUUGUCAACAGUAGAACUUUCAUGUUUUUAAAGCUCCCUUUUCUUACUUGUAAUAUAAGUCAUCAUUCUGAAUACAGUAUUCAUAGUUGCUAUCUCCUUACUUAAUAUUCAACAGAAAGAUCAAGGAAAUUCCUACAAGGUUAGCUGCACAGAAUUGAAACAUGAAAACUGAAGAGAUUUUUUUAUGUCUCUCCGUAGUGCGAGUAGUGCUCUCUGACAAACACAUCUGAAGCACUAAUUUUCUUCUAUAUUUAGCUUGAUACCUUUCUUAUUGAUACCCAAGUAUUUCUAAAACCUGGUGUCAGCCAAUAUAUGGCUUCAGGUGUGGAAGAGUUCUCUCCUAACAGAUCUUCAAUUUGAGUUAUGUUCCAUUUAACAAACUCAGAUGACUUCUCCUAAUGAAAGGGGCCCAAAUAGUCAAGCACAGAGCUACUUAGUGACUGGUGCCAACUUCUUUUCAUUUUUAGGGAGAUGUGUUCUACUGAUAUGAAGGGAUACUAGAUUUUAAAGAAAGGAUAUGAUCUCUUCCUCUCUCAAACAGAAUCUGAACACAAUAUUUUAAUUAACGUUUUUGUAAUAAUCUCAGGACCUGAAAGAUUGUAGCAUAGUGUGUCUUAAAUGAUGUACUGUACCAGCCAUGAAUUUUGUAAAUAUCCCUGUCGCCCUUCUUUUUGUAUUUCUUUUUAGAGUUUGUGAGGCUCCUAACCACAAGAACUGGUGCCUGCUAACUUUCCAUAUAAAACUGGAUGCGCAGAAAAGGGAAAGUUGCUGCCACAAAAAGCCUGCACCAGGUCUAAACGUAUAUUCAGGUGAUUUUUUUAAAAAUACAGUUUCACUGGGAUGCAGAUACUUUACCUUCUAAGAUUCCUAUCACAGUUUGGACUUUAAGAAUAAAUAACAUGAAAUUGUUUCCAAAACUCCUUGCUUGACAGAUCUGGAAGAGAGUUGUGUUUUGGGGGGCAACAGACUUCCUUUGAAAAUCCAUCUGUAGAUAUCUAGCAGGUCAAAAGUGGGAGCCUUGUUCAACUAAGUGUAAAUGUACCUGUCCAAAAGCAUGACAGGGCUUUUAUGAGUGUUUUUAUUUUGUAUAUGUCAUGUGUCUGUGUUGUAUUAAAUAAAGAGGAAUGUACAUAUAAA
Molecule: messenger RNA, 12866 nt
Organism: Anolis carolinensis (green anole)
Lineage: Eukaryota; Metazoa; Chordata; Lepidosauria; Squamata; Anolidae
Gene: ubn2
Product: ubinuclein 2
Exons: 17
Coding region: 195-4178 (1327 amino acids)
Biological process (GO): chromatin organization
Cellular component (GO): nucleus
Source: RefSeq, a predicted model, not a curated record